AUGGAAUUCCGCCUGACUGAUCCUGUGCACAACGUUUGCAGAAAGCCAAAAAAGGGUGAAGUUGUUCCAUUCCCACUUAACUUCAUGAUCGAUGAAAUCAUGAGACGAACGCUAGAAAGUCUCCAAAACCCUGGUGUUCACAUAGCCAGUGAAGAAAAUCUUGCCGAUCUGGAAUAUGCAGACGACAUCGUUCUCAUGUUCGAGGAGGAGGAGAAGGCGCAAGGACUAACUGUCAUGCCACCCGAAGGAAACACGAGGGCUGAUAUACUGCCAGGUGGCCCAAGCCUAGACAUGGGAAGUCGAGGGGGCAGAGGUCGGGUUCGAACCACGGACCCUCCAGUCAGACGUAGCACUGGGAAGCCACCUCAGCUGGAACAAACAUCACGCGACUUGCCAUCGAGUGCGGACAAGUGGCCACAUUGGACGAAACCGGGCUCGCCAACCAAACAAUCGACGGCUUUCAGUGGGCAGCCCGGACGCAACGACAAACAACAAGCUGUCGCCAUGACAUUGGAACAACAAAUGUUUCGACAGCAUGAGUCGAAAGAUCCUACCGGUGAAAGGGAGAAGGUCUUCGCUGCGGAGAGCUUCUCCACACUCAGCUGGCCAGUUGCUCGCGCCAACCGUAACUGGGCACCAGGCGCCGGCUGCACACCUUCGACGAACUGA
This is a messenger RNA of Opisthorchis viverrini, 669 nucleotides long. RefSeq lists its product as hypothetical. Lineage: Eukaryota; Metazoa; Platyhelminthes; Trematoda; Opisthorchiida; Opisthorchiidae. The record is from RefSeq and is a predicted model, not a curated record. The transcript has 3 exons. Bases 1 to 669 code for a protein of 222 amino acids.